AUGAUAAAUUUAUAUAUAUCGGUACAACAAAAAUGUGGACAAACUAAAACACGACACGUGGAUUAUAUUAAUCUCUUAUACUCAUUCAUACCAAAAAAUAUAUCUAAAACACUAAAAAAAAAUGUUCUUCAUCUUGACUCGAUUUUCUCACCUCUCUCAAACGUCUCUCACUCUCGAUUCUCAGACUCAAGCUCUCUCUUCUCUCCCACUUCCACUACCACUAGCCAACUAGAGUCUCUCUCAGUCUCACUCGAGUCUCGUCUCAGUCACACUCGCCGGCGUCUCGCCUCGUCACCAGGGUCUCAACGUCUCGCGGCCUUCCCUGGGCUCAUCGUCGUCGGCGACAGAAGCAACUCGUCGGGUCGUCGUCGCUCGUCGUCUUCUGGUUUCGGGACCUCGCCGUCGCCGAGUCACUGCGUUUCAGGUAUUUCUAGGAAUUCUUUGCACAGGAGGCGCGCCACUGGUGAAAAGGUGGUUUGGAGAAAGAAGAGAAAGUUCAAUUCUGACAUUGGCGUACAUGGCCAAGCAAAUUUUCCAUCAUUUGCAACUCAUCGAGAUGUUCAUCCACCACCACCUAUGCAUUUGUUUCAAGGUGUUCUUUCCAAGGGCACUAUGCUAACUUACAACCAAGUCAUGGAAGUUGCAAAAAAUUUCAGAAGGAUAGUACUGAGGACUCAAACCAUCGUUCAGGAUCAAAUGCAUCAGGCAAUAAGCCUUUCUAUAACUUCUUAGAAGUUAAGGAUCCAGAGUGGGGGAAGGAUGCACCUGGAUCACAUCACGUGCGACGCGAAGCAGGACGCUACGGCCUUUGAUCUUAGCUUGAAGCUUUGAUUCUAGCAGGAAAUCAUGAAGCAGUGACAAUGGCUAUGAUGAGUAUGCAUUUAUAAUGGUUUUCUGCUUGAAAUCCAACAAUGUUAACAAGUUAAGAAAAAGUGAAUAGUUUUCUAGUCUUGGUUGAGGCCAAGGUAACUCAGAAUUAAAGAUAGAAAGGACUUGUUACAUUGGAGAUAGGGCUGCACAUGGAUCGGAUAAUAUCCGCAUAUCCGUGAUAAUUAUCCGCAUCCGAUCUGAAUUUUGCGAAUAUUAUCCGAUCCGCACUAUGGUAGGAUCGGAUUGCGGAUUUGGCAG
Molecule: messenger RNA, 1128 nt
Organism: Arachis ipaensis
Lineage: Eukaryota; Viridiplantae; Streptophyta; Magnoliopsida; Fabales; Fabaceae
Source: RefSeq, a predicted model, not a curated record